ACGAUGCCAUCCUGUCAUGACAAGAAAAAUAGCAAAAAUUGAAAAAAAGCGUCUUUAUACGCUAAAAGAUAUAUAAAUUUUCCGCUAUCGAGUCUCUUCCUCUCUUGUUUCACAAAAAUCAUCUCAGAAAUUAAAAAAAAUAUAUCAAUUUAAUUUUAUUACUAAAGCGUAAAGAUUCAAGCUUGCAAUCGAAUUCCUCAUUUGAAAUUCUUUGAUGAAACAGGUAUUAGAACUGUAAUAAAGAGGAUAAAAAAAUAUCAUUGUUGAGGAUGGCUUGUAAAGGAUGCCUAGAAUGCUUGUUGAAGCUGUUGAACUUCUUGAUGACUCUUGUUGGUUUGGCAAUGGUUGGAUAUGGGAUCUACUUGUUUGUUGAGUACAAAAGAGCUGCUGAUGUUGCCAUGCUUUUGUCACCUGUGGGCACUGACCAAAUACAGCUCGGUCGGCCCAUGCUCAUGGCCGUGUCUCUUUCGUCUAGUAUUUUCGAUAAUCUUCCAAAAGCAUGGUUUAUAUAUUUGUUUAUUGGAGUAGGUGUGGUUCUCUUUGUUAUAUCUUGUUUCGGUUGUAUUGGAGCUUCGACGCGGAAUUUAUGCUGUUUGAGUUGUUAUUCACUGUUGGUGGUCUUGUUGAUCUUGGUGGAGCUGGGAUGUGCUGCUUUCAUAUUCUUCGACAAAAGCUGGAAAGAAGAACUCCCGACAGAUAAAACAGGAUAUUUUGAUAUGAUAUAUCAAUUUCUGGAAGAAAAUUGGAGUAUUGUCAAAUGGGUAGCUCUUGGAAUUGUUGUCUUAGAGGCUAUUAUUUUCUUGUUAGCCCUUAUGGUUAGGGCCGCCAAUGUACCUGCUGAUUAUGACAGUGAUGAUGAGUUCAUUGCACCAAGGCAACAAAUCAGACAGCCUUUAAUCAGGCCACCAGUUCCAGCUACAGGUGUUCCUGUUACUGGCAGCCUUGAUCAGCGACCCAGCAGAAAUGAUGCUUGGAGUGCACGAAUGAGGGAAAAGUAUGGUCUGGAUACGUCCGAGUUCACCUACAACCCUUCGGAGUCAAACAGGUACCAGCAGGCAGCUCCGCAACCAGCAGAAGAAAGCAGCUGUUGCACCAUUAUGUGAUGAUCAUCUGGUUGGUUGGUUGGUUUCCGAAGGAAGGUUAUUGCAUUGUCGAUGGAGUGACAACUUCAUAUUUUUCAGAUGAUGGUCUUAUUUUGUUUUUGCUGAGUUUGUACACAAUCUAUAGGAGCUUUAUGUGUUCCCCACUCAUUCAUUUUUCUAGAGAACAUGUGUGUUUGUUCCCAAACGCAUAACCACCAUUUUGUGUGUAAAAUUUGACUGCUACAUUAGGGUUUGGCAAUGAGUUGAAUCCUGAGCCGAAUGCAACUCUGCCCUUUUACUUAUCUGUUCCUUCUCAUUUUAUGAAUGGCAGUAAGCAGCAAACUUGUUAA
Messenger RNA from Gossypium raimondii (Peruvian cotton), 1432 nucleotides. RefSeq names its product tobamovirus multiplication protein 2A. The record is from RefSeq and is a predicted model, not a curated record. Bases 270 to 1103 code for a protein of 277 amino acids. Gene Ontology annotation, cellular component: membrane. The transcript is spliced from 7 exons. Lineage: Eukaryota; Viridiplantae; Streptophyta; Magnoliopsida; Malvales; Malvaceae.